AUGUCAACGGAUUUCGAAAGACACUUCCAAGAGUCGGUAGACGGCUGCUCGCUGGAGUCGUUGAGAGACAUCCUGGUCAAUAAAUCUGGGAAUGCUGAGCUGGCCAACCGGUUCAGAGCGUUGUUUAACCUGAAAUGCGUGGCUGAGGAGUUCGAAAAAAGGCCUGAGGAGGCUAGAAAGGCCGUGGAUUACAUCUCAGAAGCAUUCGGCGACUCGAGUGAGCUUUUGAAGCACGAAGUGGCGUAUGUGCUGGGUCAAACCAAGAACAUGCACUCCGUUACUGCGUUGAGAAAGGCUACUUUGGACCAGAACCAGCAAUGCAUGGUCAGACAUGAGGCAGCAGAGGCGCUUGGAGCGCUUGGCGACAAGGACUCUCUGGAUGUGUUGGAAGAAGGGUACAAGAACGAUCCAUCUCUGGCCGUCCGGGAGACCUGCGAGCUGGCCAUCAACAGAAUCAGGUGGCAGCACAGCGACGCUAGGGAGCGCGAGAACCUGCAGCAAUCCUUGUAUUCCAGCAUAGACCCUGCCCCACCGCUGGCGUUGGACAAAGAUUACAAAGUGGACGAAUUGAAGUCGAUCCUGAACGACACUGAGAAGCCGCUGUUCGAGAGAUACAGAGCGAUGUUCAGAUUACGAGACGUGGGCACCGACGAGGCUGCGCUGGCCCUGGCGACCGGUUUCGACGAUGAGUCCGCGCUGUUCAAGCACGAGAUCGCCUACGUGUUUGGUCAAAUGGGCAAUAAAGUCGUUGUGCCAAAACUGAUCGAAGUGCUUGGACGUAAGAAGGAGGCUCCUAUGGUGAGACACGAGGCAGCCGAGGCUCUGGGUGCAAUUGCCUCAGACGACGUUCUGCCCGUCCUGAAAUCCUACUUGAACGACGAGGUUGACGUCGUCAGAGAGUCCGCCAUCGUGGCUCUAGACAUGUACGAGUACGAGAACAGCAACGAGCUGGAGUAUGCCCCAGCCUGA
Torulaspora globosa is the source of this 969-nucleotide messenger RNA. RefSeq names its product deoxyhypusine monooxygenase (gene LIA1). The transcript has a single exon. Lineage: Eukaryota; Fungi; Ascomycota; Saccharomycetes; Saccharomycetales; Saccharomycetaceae. Gene Ontology annotation, biological process: peptidyl-hypusine biosynthetic process. The record is from RefSeq and is a predicted model, not a curated record. Bases 1 to 969 code for a protein of 322 amino acids. Gene Ontology annotation, molecular function: deoxyhypusine monooxygenase activity.